Molecule: messenger RNA, 435 nt
Organism: Suillus bovinus
Lineage: Eukaryota; Fungi; Basidiomycota; Agaricomycetes; Boletales; Suillaceae
Exons: 2
Source: RefSeq, a predicted model, not a curated record
CCCUUGAAGGUGUGCUACAGGCCCACUUCGAUGUGGUGCGUCUCCUGCCAAUCUUGGCCCCUCCACCGAAACGAAUGUAUUCUGGGAACCCAUACCCAAAAUUUUGCCACUCCACCAGUUAGUUCUGUUGUCCUCUUCUCACCAGAAGGAGAGCAUCCAAAUAUCAUUACAGUCGAAUGCCGUCCGUCGAAAAUCCUCUCGCAGGGUAUGCGCCCCCAACCUCUCGUCAGUGGACAUUUUCCGGAUGCCCAAGCGGAAAGCAUUAUCUUGACGCAAGAUUUCAAUGGAGAGCCACUCAGAUUUCCCCUUCAUUUGUGGUACCUCCCGACUGCACUAUUGACUUACGCACCCAUUCACAUCAAUCCCAUUGCCAUUCAUCCCACUGGCACAUCCGUCGUUUCCGCAUUCGAGGAGGACACACAUGUUCGCUUCUAG